Momordica charantia (bitter melon) is the source of this 321-nucleotide messenger RNA. RefSeq names its product protein BIC2. Gene Ontology annotation, biological process: blue light signaling pathway. Lineage: Eukaryota; Viridiplantae; Streptophyta; Magnoliopsida; Cucurbitales; Cucurbitaceae. The record is from RefSeq and is a predicted model, not a curated record.
AUGAUUCUGCCUAUUAACCCCGCCUCCGCGGCUGCUCCCGAGUCGCACGACGGCAGCGGAGUUGAGAAGUUGCUGCAGCCAUCGAAGAGUUCUUGCGGUGUCCGCGAGCGGCUAAAGCGGCACCGCGAGGAGGUGGCGGGGAAAGUCACCGUGCCGGAGAAAUGGGGCAAGGAGGAGCUGCUUAAGGACUGGAUCGACUACUCCGCGUUCGACAGAAUCUUGGCCGCCAAGAGAAUUGCGACGGCGAGGGCGUCGCUUGCGGCGGAGGGACGGCGGGCAGCCAAUUCCCGGCCGGCGUUGAGGGUAGAGAGUAGGUGUUAG